Messenger RNA from Stegastes partitus (bicolor damselfish), 6187 nucleotides. RefSeq names its product potassium voltage-gated channel subfamily KQT member 4-like. Gene Ontology annotation, molecular function: voltage-gated potassium channel activity. NCBI's taxonomy places the organism in Eukaryota, Metazoa, Chordata, Actinopteri, Pomacentridae. The record is from RefSeq and is a predicted model, not a curated record. Gene Ontology annotation, cellular component: membrane; voltage-gated potassium channel complex. Gene Ontology annotation, biological process: potassium ion transmembrane transport.
CUGGUGUUUGGAUGUCUGGUUCUCUCUGUGUUCUCCACCAUCCCGGCUCACCAGGAGUUCUCCUCGCACUGCCUGCUCAUCCUGGAGUUUGUGAUGAUUGUGGUGUUUGGCCUGGAGUACAUCAUCAGGAUAUGGAGCGCCGGCUGCUGCUGCCGCUACCGAGGCUGGCAGGGACGCCUCCGCUUUGCCAGGAAACCGUUCUGUGUCAUAGACAUCAUCGUACUCAUCGCCUCGGUUGCCGUGGUUUCGGCCGGUAGCCAGGGCAACAUCUUCGCCACGUCUGCGCUGCGUAGCCUCCGCUUCCUGCAGAUCCUGCGCAUGGUGCGUAUGGACCGCAGGGGCGGGACCUGGAAACUGCUGGGAUCUGUAGUUUACGCACACAGUAAGGAGCUGGUGACUGCCUGGUACAUCGGCUUCCUGGUGCUAAUCUUCUCCUCUUUCCUGGUGUAUCUGGUGGAGAAAGAAUUCAACAAGGACUUUGCCACCUACGCCGAUGCUCUGUGGUGGGGAACGAUCACCCUCACCACCAUUGGAUAUGGCGAUAAGACCCCGCAGACAUGGACAGGACGGUUAUUAUCCGCUGGUUUUGCUCUGCUGGGGAUCUCCUUCUUCGCCCUUCCAGCUGGCAUCCUCGGGUCAGGCUUUGCCCUGAAGGUGCAGGAGCAGCAUCGACAGAAGCACUUUGAAAAAAGGAGGAACCCAGCUGCCAGCCUCAUCCAGGCGGCUUGGCGUCUGUACUCCACCGACGGCGCUCGUCCCUACCUCAGAGCCACCUGGCACCACUACCAAAGCGCCCUCCCCCCCCUCAGGCAUGUAUCCCCUCCACCACCACCACCUCCACCUCCACCAGCACCACCACCAGCACCACCCAACCGCAGUGCAUCAACACUACCCCCCACCCCAAAAAAAACUAAUCAGUGUGUCUGGCGUAGUUAUGCUGCUGAUGAGAACUCGGUUUCCAUUGCUACCUGGAAGCCUCAUUUGAAGGCGUUGCAUACCUGCAGCCCCGCCAAGAAAGAGCAGGGCGAGACCACUUACAGUCAGAAGUUGAGUUUUAAGGAGCGGGUCCGGAUGGCGAGCCCCCGCGGUCAGAGCAUGAAGAGCAGGCAGACGUCCAUCAACGACCGCCAGCGCUGUUCCCCCGGCAACGAGGUGGUGGGCAGCGGCGAGCUGAUGGGCGGGAGUCCUGCGAAGGUGCAGAAGAGCUGGAGCUUCAACGAUCGGACCCGCUUCAGGCCGUCGCUGAGGCUGAAGAGCCAGCCUCGCACUCCUGUCCCAGACGUGGACGCAGGCAUGGCCACGGAGGACUCCUUCGACGAGAGAGGCUGCCAUUGCGACGUUACAGUGGAGGACCUGUCAGCUGCCCUCAAAGCUGUCAUCAGAGCUGUCAGGAUCAUGAAGUUCCACGUAGCGAAGAAGAAGUUUAAGGAGACGCUGCGUCCGUACGACGUGAAGGACGUCAUCGAGCAGUACUCUGCAGGACAUCUGGACAUGCUGUGUCGCAUCAAGAGCCUUCAGACCAGACUAGACACUGUAGUGGGUCCCCCUCCGAGGCCUUUGAGCAGCCGGGCCAAGACCUUUUCCUCUCCCUCCCUGCAUUUAUAUUACAGCCAGGCCCGGAAGAAGCAGUCUGCAUUGGGGGUGGAUCAGAUUCUGGGAAAAGGCCAGAUUCCUGUGGACAAGAAAAUGAGGGACAAGCUGCACCCAGAUGGAGACUCUCUGGAGGGCAUGAGCAUGCUGGGACGUGUAUGUAAAGUGGAGAGACAGGUAACGUCCAUCGAGUCGAAGUUGGACUCCUUGCUGGACGUUUACCGCCAAGUCCUGCAGAAAGGCUCUUCUGCGCUCACCCUCUCCUCCCUGCCCCUGUUUGAGCUGGACAACCAUCAGCACCACAACUCCAGCUACCCCACCUCCAUCAUCGGCAGGGACCUCCCCUCCCCGCAGGGUGGCAAUUCGGUCGGAGGCGGAGGAGACAACAAUACCGGCAUGCACCGCUCCCUCAGUGCCAACCCGAGAGGCUUGCGGCUCAUCCUGGCGCCCGCUGACGACGACGGUCCUCCGGACUCGGCGCCUCCAUCCUACCCGCCAUCCACAGCCUCGCUCUCCCCGUCGCCCCUGCUGCCCCCCGACAGCCCCUACCCAACCCUGGUCACCCCGAACUCCAAAAAAGCACACUUCCCUGACCUGCCGCCUCCGCCUCCCUCAGCGGGGAGUUUCACCCUCCAGCUGCCCCCCAUGGUGCACCCGUCUCACCUCCGAUGCCCUCCUGAACCUGUCCCGGAUGAUGAUCUGACAGGUGAGGUGGUGGCAGGUGAGGGCAGCCUGGGCCCCGCUGUUGUUGUGGGAUGCAGCGUGGACCAAAAGGAGGACAGUGAGGCGGGCUCUGUCCAGGGAAGGGUGCAGCUGCGGGAGAAGCCUGGCUUGAAACCCGAGGGGGUCUGGAGGAGGCACAUGAGCCUGGAGGUGAACCCCCUGCUGCUUCUCUCAUCCAGCCCAGAAGGGAGGCCCUCAGACUGGGAAGGCAGUCUGGGGAAAUCCCUCUCUGCGCAUAAUCUCAGCCAGCCUUUGACCAACCGUGCCCCCGGUCUGUCCUCUGCACUCAACAACAGCAGCAGCAGCAACAGUAGCGAGCGUGGCAACGCCCACAGUCACCUCAGCAACUGGGAUGGAACAGAACUCUUCAUUCGUGAGCCGACAGCAGAACAUUUCAAUUUUCUGUCCCAGGGACCCAGCAGCAGCCCCUCGGACCUUUUACAGACUGUGGAGGAGGCUGUGCUUCACCCGAAGGGAAACUCAGAGUUCCUCAGUCAGUCCUCACACAUACAGCUGGCAUAACCACACACACACACACACACACACACACACACACACACAUACUGUACGUACACACCAUUGUGGGUGAAGCCACUUUUUAAAGUAUUUUUUACACGACACCACACAGAUUAUGUUGCAGAUUUUACAAUUAGAUAUUUGUAUAUGGACGAACAAUGUUUUGAUAUUUCGUCUGACAUGAUUACGUCCAGUUUAUUAUCCUGAACACUUUCUAUAGGCUACAAACAUGACUACAGCCUGUAGAACAGAAGAAUGUAUUCGUGCAAGUGGCCAUAAUCAUGUCAGACAAAAUAUCCAAACAAUACACAGAUAAGAAAAACAGCUUUGUAGGCGAAAAGGUAAUUUUAUUGACUUUAUACAGAAAGGGUCACACUUUUCAUAUUCAACAGUAUAAAGUGCAAAAAAAAAAAGAGAGCUUUAUUUGAAAUGCAGAAGAAAGAAUGAAUCCGUUUCUGAGCCUGCAGUCUGACUCCUGCCAGUGCAAAUUAAAUAAUAUUGAUUCAUCACAAAAACGACUGUGUAAAGUUAGCUUUCUGGGCUCAAACCAAAGAACCGAAUUUGGGCUCAUUGGCCACAAAAAGUCUAACUUUUCAUAGCAGAAAUUAAAGGAAGCAGAAGAAAACUGAGUGUAAUUCUCUCUCAGCUGAAACUAGUUGCAACUCCCCAAGUUUAAAGUGUUGAUUAACCUCAUCAGAUCUUUCCCAACAUGAGGUGAAGCCAGUGAGCGCAGCUACAUGCACAACACUUCCAUACACACACACACACAGACACGCAGAAACACACAACCAUCGACCGCAACCACCACCAAGAAACGCCAACCUGACGAAGAGCUGAGACUGACUAAAGACUUAUUUUUCAUACAAGUGCUUGUAUUCAGAGACUUUCUUGGAAGAGGAGGAGAGUCACUCACUCCGCUUACUCAGUGUCUUUCUUUGGCAACGUAAAAUGUCAUCUUUUUACUUACGCUUUCAUACAUAUCACUGCAUGGACGGUUCCCAAAAAACACACACGAAUGGUAGGAUAAUAACGGGGCGAGGCCUGGCGCGAGUUAAAGGCCGAACCCUCGGCAUGUAUUCAGACCACAGACGUGUCAUUCUGUUCAUUCCACACAACUGCAAGAGAUCUUAGUUUAUGCUGAUAUGGUUGCUUAGUUUCAUCUGUCAGCAAAAUGUCGGUAAAUUUGGAUGCAGCACAUCUAAUGGAAAAAAUGGCCCAUCAGCAGUCCCUUAAGACAAGCGCUGGACCACCUCCUGCUCGGUUCUGGACGGUAGCCUGGCCAGUUAGUUGUCCGAAUGCUGAAUUGCAGCAGACGUAUAAAGUGGGCUUCCUCUGCCAAGCAUGAGAAGCUGCAUGUCGAAGCAGCCGAGAGCAGUCGCACAUCUGCCGGAUGUCCUUCUGCAUGUUGGAAUCAUCCAAACCUUUAAUGAAGAGGUACGAACAAAAUCUGCCUAUACGAAAAACACUAUAUUCUAAUUUGAACUAAUUUGAUAGUAGUUACAUGGAUAAUCCACUUAAUGUAAAAUUUUCUAACAAUCAUACAUUUAAAGGCCAUUUAAUGUUUUUCUUUUUCCUUUUUUUUUUUGUUUGACAAACCCUUACUUUUUACUGGGUGCUGGUUGCACCGCGUGCAUCAACAAUUAUUAUAGGCUGCUGCACUGACAUUAUUCCCUCUUCUGGGUCAAAAGUUAAAUACGCUGUGCACACGUUCACCCGAGGAGCCCGUGACAAUUAUGUACUGUAGUAUGCACACACUGUCGUUGAUCCGGUAUGCAUGUCGUUGCUUUAUCCACAUGUGCUGAAAAGGUCAGCAUUUUAUAUACUCACUUAUUAAAAUAGAAGAGAAUAAUAUCAACACAAAGGGAAUUUUGAAAGGAGAAUCUCGAGUGAUGUUGAGAAUAAAUGUGGCCCCUUUUUAGCUUUGCUGCCGCCCUCCGAAAGAUCACUUAUAAUUUAGCAGGAUUUUGAAUGUGCAUGCACUUCCUUUUCAUUCAUCUCAAUCCUAAUCAAAUAUAGUUUUGUCCAUUUCCAGAACAGGGCUGAAUGUUUUUUUUUUUCCUGACAGAUAUUGCAAUUUGAUUUACAGUAGAUAUAUAUCUUUAAAGUGAACCUUCUGUGUGGUUUUCACUGUGUGACAGAUUGAAAAGAGCAUCAGAGCAUGAGAUACCAUCAACAGCGUGACUCUCACACAUGGACGACGGCUUGAAUUUGUGAAACCACUGACAGUUUAAACCAGACUCCCUGUGUGAUCCCAAACUGCAGUCUUUCCAAUCUGCUAAAUGCAUUUUUGCAAUUUUGAUGAAUUGUUCAGCCCUAAUUCAGAUGUUUUCACUGGCAGGCUUUUGGGGGGGAAAAAAAGUGCUGCAAGUGUCUUAAUUGUUUUCUCCUGCUUGUAGAUGGUGACUGCUCUUAAAGGAGAAUUAUGCACAAAACCACGUCAGCCAUCUUUGUUUUUGUCAGCCGUCUGUUUUGUACGCAGUCGCAGCAGUCUUAACAAAAAUGUAUUUUAACGUGCUAAUGACGUCCCUUAUUCAUCAUUAUUGUUUUCGGUUAUACUCCCCGGUGAAUAAGUGCUUAGCAAAUUAACAUUCUGUAGUUGAUUAUAACAAAUAUUAUCUUCUAACAAAUGACAGCUGUUAACACUUGUAGAUUGAUUUUAUUUUUGAGAUAUUCUAUAGCCCACGCAGGACUCGUUCUGCUAUGAUGAAGUAUAUUAUCGUCAUGAAAGCACAGUGGUUUCUGGUGAGAUUUGAGGAGCCUGAAAAUGUGACAUGGUAGUUUGAUGCUUAAUAUUGGAAUAGAUUUGUUGUAGUUCUUGAGUUUUGCUACAUAUGAAAAGAAGCCAACCAAAACCUAUCCGUUACUUUGGAGCCAGACAUCGAACACAUACUGAAUAUACUUAAAAGCCCACAAACUCCCAGCCAGUUGGGGAAUGGGAUGGAUUAUUCCCCUCCAUAGAACAUGCUCAUUUUUGCAAUCUGUAAAUUGCUUAAGGGUGCCUUUCUUACAUAUGAAAAGCCUUUUAUUUUUGUUCCUUCACAGAGCUAUAAAGGCCUCAUCUGCCUCCAGCUUAUAGCAUACUGUAUAGCUGAAGUAAAACUGCUCAUUUUGGGUUAGGCAUCCGGUUCAUUUAGGUCAUGUAGCUUUAGCCACAGACUUUAUAAUGGCUUUGAUGGCUAAUAAUACCAUUUCUCUACUGCUUGAACAGUAAUUUAUUACACAACUGGCCUUAAAGCUUGAUAAUGUUAACAUUAUUAUUACUUUGAAAUUAAUUUAUUAAAGUGCACAUUAUGUUCUCUGGAUGAGAAAUGUAAAAAUAAUUUUAUUAUUCAUUAAUAAAGUACGGAUUAACUAAAAA